Penicillium odoratum is the source of this 1380-nucleotide messenger RNA. RefSeq lists its product as uncharacterized. NCBI's taxonomy places the organism in Eukaryota, Fungi, Ascomycota, Eurotiomycetes, Eurotiales, Aspergillaceae. The transcript has a single exon. The record is from RefSeq and is a predicted model, not a curated record. The coding region runs from base 1 to 1380 and encodes 459 amino acids.
AUGUCUUUCGGAGGAACGGAAGAGUCGGACUACGUGCCGUAUCUGUCCGGCUCUCAACCCCCAUAUGAUGUGAAAGCCCGUUCGACCAGCACUACACCCGUGGGCAUCCCAUCAAAACGGACCUCGCGCACUCCGGUGCGUCGGGAAGUCCACCCCCGCACCCCAUCCAAAACCUCUGCGUCCUCUCGUCGAUCCUCUUCCUCUUCCUCCAAUGACCGCCAGAUCCCCACAUCAUUCGCUUCAAUGCUAGAUGCAACAGCGAUUCCUGUGCCUCGACGAACUUGGUCUACCCGAAGACCUCGGAAGCUUCCCCGAGGCAACAAUGUGGAGGAAUUCAGCCGGUUGAUGCAGGAAGGGCUCAAGUCGAAAGAAGACUAUUUGACAAGUGGAGUUGGCUAUUCUCCCUUGGACAUCUUGUUGAGCCCCCCAGACAAUGAUAAAUACCUUGGCAAUGAAUCGGAAUCCGAACCUGCCUUCUCAGCCCGAUCAAUCUCGAGCGACUCCAUGCCAUCCCUUGUUCACGACCUCGCAUCGCCAUCCAGUAUCUCUCAGCCACCUACUCCUGGUGGCCAAAAGAGUCCCUCCGAAAGGCGACAGCUACGAUAUACCCCGGCAGAGGACUGCGCUUUUGAUCACCCGCUCCUGGAAGCCGACAUUGAGGAAGGCGAGAUUAUAGAUUUUGACACCUUCAAGAAGCCAGCAGAAGACGUCAUACCCAGGAAACAGUCUGCCUCUCGAUCCUUUCCUCGUCUGAGGUCUUCGUUCAAAUCGAAUCUUACGGCAUCAUUACGCGCCAUCAAAUCUGCUGCGCAAUCCGUCUCUUCCUUGACAACGCCCUCAGUUCAACCCGAAGACUUUCUCACUCGAUCACUCUUCGCCAUUGCGCCUGAGCUGACGGAUGAUCGCCGUCCUCCACCGAUGCAAAAUCCCCCCUCCCCGGAAUUGCGACGGUACUUAAAUCCAACUCCUAUCUCCCCCGCCGAAAUGUGUGUCUAUCACGACCACCCACACGACUCUCCCGAGUUGACUCAGACUUGUGUGUCAAUUCAAAUGCAAACAUAUCGUCGCUCUCGUAGCCGCGGUCACCGGCGCAAUCAUUUCCAUGUGGUUUCUAAACAGAAACGCGACCAGUACUACACAUACGAUCCGGAAGUCCCGCCCAUGUCCCGCCAGCGCGAGAACCGCGAAAAUAGCGAUUUCCUUCGCAUGGUCGUCCUGGAGAUGAACAUGCGACGCAGCGGCAAACUCCGGGAAGACAUUCCUACUCGGGCUCGCAUCUGGUUACCCCCUCGCAAGAACAACGCAUACCGCGUGGCUGGAGACUACGACGACUGCGAUGAUAACAACAUCCCAUCCCGCUGGGUGGGUGUUUCGGCCUAA